Messenger RNA from Athene cunicularia (burrowing owl), 2451 nucleotides. RefSeq names its product forkhead box M1 (gene FOXM1). Lineage: Eukaryota; Metazoa; Chordata; Aves; Strigiformes; Strigidae. Gene Ontology annotation, molecular function: DNA-binding transcription factor activity; sequence-specific DNA binding. Gene Ontology annotation, biological process: regulation of DNA-templated transcription; G2/M transition of mitotic cell cycle. The record is from RefSeq and is a predicted model, not a curated record. The transcript has 8 exons. The coding region runs from base 49 to 2451 and encodes 800 amino acids.
GGAUUUAUUCUUGUCCCUUUCAAUGGAGAGUGACUGUAUAGACCAAUAAUGAGGACCAGCCCUCGCAGGCCCUUAAUUCUCAAAAGACGGAAACUGACCCUCCCACAGAAGAAUGCAUCCAGUACUUCAGCAAGACAUGAGGACAGUGGUCAAGAUGAAAAGACUCCUAAGCAGGAACACAGCCAGGAGAAGCAACACAACGGCCAACCCAGAGACAAACCAGACUGUGGCCUGCAGACAUUCCCAGCGGGAAUAAAGAUAAUUGAUCAUCCUACCAUGCCCAAUACGCAAGUGGUGGCCAUCCCUACAAAUGCUGAUAUCCAGAGCAUCAUAGAGGCACUGACAGCAAAAGGAAAAGAAUGUGGCAACAAUGGGCCCAACAAGUUCAUUCUCAUUAGCAGUGGGGGCACAUCCCGUUCAGCAGGUCCAACACCAUCGCAGCAUCUUCCAUCAGAGAAGAAACCCAGUGCAGCAGCCAAGACUGCAGAUGGUCAAGAAAGAGAGAAGGAUGUUACACAGACCCCUGGUCUUGCAGGAGGGAAGAUGCUCUGGCAUUCGGGAAUUGAUUCUGUGGCUGGACAAGAACGGGAGAGCAACAGCAGUGGCGAGACAACGAGCUCUGUGUUGGACAAUAGUUUAACUAACAUCCAGUGGCUGGGGAAGAUGAGAUCUGAUGGGCUAAGUCCCUGUUCUGUGAAGCAAGACACAGAAAAAGAGAACCAGAUGCCUCUGCGGGAAACAAUCAAGACUGAAGAAGAUGCUGCUGCUGCUGCUAUUCCUACCACUGCCGCCACCUCCUCAUGGCAGGAUUCAGUAUCAGAACGACCUCCUUACUCCUACAUGGCCAUGAUCCAGUUUGCCAUCAACAGCACUGAGAAGAAGCGUAUGACUCUGAAGGACAUCUAUACCUGGAUUGAGGAUCAUUUCCCAUAUUUUAAACAUGUGGCUAAGCCAGGUUGGAAGAACUCCAUCCGGCAUAAUCUGUCCCUUCAUGAUAUGUUUGUCCGUGAGACAUCUGCUAAUGGUAAAAUCUCAUUCUGGACUAUUCACCCUGAUGCAAACCGUUGCCUAACAUUGGACCAGGUAUUUAAGCCGCUGGACUUGGGGUCACCAACAUCGCCUGAGCUCUUUGAAUCACAGCAGAAGAAAUAUCCUCCAGAUACCCAGAAGAACAUGGGAAGCAACAGCAGCAGCAAAACUGAACCCCAGAACGCACGCCGAAAGAUGAAGCCUUUGCUUCCUCGCAUCAACUCCUACCUGGUUCCGAUCCAGUUUCCUUUGAGUCAGCCUCUUGUCUUGCAGCCUUCUAUGAAGGUUCCUCUAUCCAUGGCACAGGGAGCAUCCCUCAGCAGCUCAGAGACUUUCCGGAGCAAUAAGCGUGUGCGCAUUGCUCCAAAGAUGUCACUCUCUGCAGAAGAAUCAUCCUCUUUACCCAUAGCCACUGUCAAGGAGGAGAGUCAAUGCGAUGAAGGUUUAUUUUCCCCAACCCAUUCCCUAAAGGAGAGCAGCUCCCAGCCUGGUGAGGAAUCGGCUUCUUUCCCUGAGAGUGUCUGUAUAAAGGAGGAAGAAAGCUCUCAGCUGGAUGACUGGCUGACCCCAUUUGCCUCAACCCUAAUGGUGAAGGAAGAGCCAGGCUUGUUGCUCCCAGUCGCAUCCACAAAGGAGAAGAAACAAUUCACCGUCCUGAAGUCACCACCUAAGGGUGUUUCUGACACAUUAGUUAUAAAGAGGAGGGAAAGGCGGGAAAUAGGCAGGUCCAGAAGGAAACAACGCCUAGCACUGCCUUGCUCAGAAGAGCCUGUCCUUGUUCUGCCAGAAAGCAACGGCUUUGACCCUUUUCGGUUAGGGGCAGACCGCUCCUUCCUGCAGGAAGGGCAGCCUCUUGAGAAUGUUUCACAGCUCAGCUGCUCACAGGGUGAAGAGGGGCCCUUUAAAACCCCAGUCAAGGAGAUGUUCAGCAAAUUACCAGUUUCUUCCACUCCCAGCAAAGUCUCAGCAACUACCAGCCCUCCAUUAGGGAGCCUUGACCCCUGGAAAUCUGCACCCUUAGCAAAGGGAAGUCACGAGCUGGACUUCAGUCCAGUGAGAACCCUUCAGCUGCCAUUCACACCCCUCCAGGAGAACCAGGACUUGCUGGGUUUUAACAGCACACCCCUUAAAAAUCCCCUCUUUGAGUCCCCUCGGGAACUGCUCAUUACAGAAUCCAGUGACAUGGUGCAUGCUCCCCUCACGAGCUCUCCAGCUUUUAUUCAUGAGUCUACUAAGCAAUCAUCUGUUGAACUGCCAGCCUGUGGUUUUACUGAAAACCGAUCUCUCAUGGAGGGCCUUAUCCUGGACACAAUGAAUGACAGUCUGAGCAAAAUCCUUUUAGACAUCAGCUUUCCUGGUCUUGAGGAUGAAAACUUAGGAACGGACAUUAGUUGGUCUCAGCUCAUACCUGAACUGAAGUAA